Scophthalmus maximus (turbot) is the source of this 2429-nucleotide messenger RNA. It is a transcript of the gene mief2, whose product is annotated as mitochondrial elongation factor 2. Gene Ontology annotation, biological process: mitochondrion organization; positive regulation of mitochondrial fission. Bases 197 to 1588 code for a protein of 463 amino acids. Lineage: Eukaryota; Metazoa; Chordata; Actinopteri; Pleuronectiformes; Scophthalmidae. The transcript has 8 exons. Gene Ontology annotation, cellular component: mitochondrial outer membrane. The record is from RefSeq and is a predicted model, not a curated record.
AAAAAAAGAAGGAGUAGACGAAGAAGAAGAAGAAGACGAAGAAGAAGAGAGCAGCUGAUACAAACUAGCUGGUUGAGCUAUAUUUAACCGAUGGCGGUGAUCGACGGUUAUAGUGCGAUUUGUCGAUGAAAGGGGAUCGACAGACUCUUGUACCUCUCUUCGCGCCGAGUGGGUUAGCCACGAAAAAAGGAAAGCGAUGAACUUCCAGGGUAGUAGGCGGCGAGGAGAGGAUGGCAUCGCCAUGGUGAUUGACUUCCUGCUGUCCAACGCCCGGCUGGUUCUGGGAGUCGGCGGCGCUGCCAUGCUAGGAAUCGCUACACUGGCGGUGAAACGGCUGAUAGAGCGCGCAGGCCGCGCAGCCGAUGACGAAAAGGUGGAACAGAAGAUGGCCGAGAGCUGGGAGGAGUUGAGUUUGGUCUCCGCCUCCCCCACGCUGAUCAAGAAGGGCAUCGAGGGCGCGGUGAUGAAACACGUUGCCAAGGCAGCCAGACAGCAGAAAGACGACCUGUGCCAGCAACCUCAGGUGUCCAAACCCGAGUCAAAUUCCAAGAGGCUGCAGCUGUGUGUCCUCAGUUUACAGGAGCGUCUGCAGCAGUACUACCACGCGAGGGCGGCACUAGCUCCCCGCGAGGUCCUGAGAGCUCAGUCUCUGGCCCUGGACAUCUGCGCGGAGAUCCAGGCCUUUCUGCACAGCCGCCACCCCGACAUGCCGCUGGGAGAAAUGAGUCUCGGAGGUUCUCUGCUGGACGACCUUCAGGUGGUCAGUGCGGACCAUGCGUGUCUGCUGGUGCCCCUGCAGCUGGAAGCGUCUCUGUGGCGUCUCAUCCCGGGAGAGGAAACACUGCUCACUCACCCGCUGCACUGGAUGGUCCGCCGGGUUAAUCUAGAAUAUUUCCCCAGAGGACGGAGCUACUGGGACAGGCACCUGGUGGGCUGUUACCUGUCUGCAGAAGCUGUCCUGAACAUGUUCAGUAAAUCCGUCAUGGAAACUAUAAACUGGCCGUCGAUCGGCAGCACUAUGGACUGUGAUGUCAGACCUGUAUUGGGGGGACCGGACCUGAGGCUGGAGAUCCGGCCUCGAAAUGAAGACGGAGGAGGAGCAGAGAGCAGCGAUCCACCCUUGUUCAUCGCCAUGUUGCCUCUGCUGAGGCAGGAGGACGUCGUCCUGACUGCCCAGCCCGAUCUCACCUCUCCCUGGGUCAAUGCUUGGCACCUGUCGCUCUACCCGUGGGAAACGCAGCGUCUGGCGCAGCUGGACGCCGCAGACGACGGAUGCCGCAGACGUUCGCUGAAGAUCCUGAAGGCCGUGUGCAGACUGAACCCCGCCCUGCGACUGCUCGAAGCCGCCCCGCUGGCCAACCUCAUCCUGCACCUCAGCGACAGCGAGGGCGACUGGUCCGAGACCAGCCUGCACGCGAGGUUCCAGCAGUGCAUCACGGAGCUGAUUGGCUACCUGGAGCAAGGGGCGCUGCACAGCUACUUCAAACCGGCUGCCAACCUGCUGAGCGGCUUGUCGGAGGACCAGGUGGACCAGAUGGGCUUCAUGCUCUACUGCGCCGUGUCAGAGCCCGAAAUACUGCUCAUAUAACUCUCUCCACACACACAUGCACUUCACCUCUCGAGCUCUGACACUCGAGGGGUCAAAAGAGUCGUCUUUUAUAUCAUCCAUGAUGUUUGGUUCAAGGCGAAGCUGUGUUCGUCCCGCUGCCGACUCGCCUUGUUCAGCCUCUCCAUCUGGCAAUGAAUGAAAAGGGACGAGGGCACAGCUGCAAUGACAGAAUGGCAGUCGCCAUGGACUGAGGAGGAGGAGCCACAAGAAGGUUGCGAAGGUGAUAAUCGAGGAAAGGAGACGUGCCAAAUUGUAGAAAGUGUUGAUCAAAUGUUUGAUUUGAUGCUUUGGGAUGUGCGUGAUCAUAACUCCCCCACGACUGUAUCCCAGCUCGUGCCAUUAUUAUUAAUCUCCUUUUUCACUGGGAUUAAGAGACGGUCAACACGGCCACGUACAGUUCAGUAUAUAUAGGAGUGCUUACAUUUUCCUCUACCUGACUGCGUAACUCUGCGUCAGUUUUUCCUAAAUCUCCUUUAAUAUAUUAUAACUAUGCAGAACUGCUGAAAACCAUGAGGUUUUUGUUUCACUCAUCGAGCUAUUCUGCAUUGGGCUAAUUUAACUUUAGCGUGUAUAUUUCUUCCUGUUGAAGGUCAACAGUAUUUUUUGGGGGCCUGUUUAAUGUUCAGUUUGCCAAUUUCAUGUGGGUGAACUAACACCCUUAAAUUAUGAUUAACGUUGCCUGAUGAUUUUAUGCAGUUGCUUUUUAAAUACAGUAUGAAUGUGGGCGCUUGUGUUUUCUUCUCUCUUGCGUGUAAGAGAUUUUCUGUGGUUGGAACAGUGACAGUACAAAUAAAAAUGAAAGCACUUGUUUAGAUUCUCA